Polypterus senegalus (gray bichir) is the source of this 2491-nucleotide messenger RNA. RefSeq names its product transmembrane serine protease 7 (gene tmprss7). Gene Ontology annotation, biological process: proteolysis. The transcript has 18 exons. NCBI's taxonomy places the organism in Eukaryota, Metazoa, Chordata, Cladistia, Polypteriformes, Polypteridae. Bases 14 to 2491 code for a protein of 825 amino acids. The record is from RefSeq and is a predicted model, not a curated record. Gene Ontology annotation, molecular function: serine-type endopeptidase activity; protein binding.
UGGUGGUUUCAGGAUGGUUGAAAUCCAAGUUGGCAAACAAGACAUCAGAAAUGAAGAUAAGUUAAGUGUGUCUGAUGUUUCGGUUGAAGUAGCAACGGUUGACUCAAAGUUAGCAAAACCACUAAACCACAGAAGACCAAAACGAAAAACAAAAUCAAGGAAAAAAUACAGGAAGAAAUUCAACCCAUGGAAUUUUCAAAAUGUUGCUGCACUUUCCAUUGUAUUGGUGGUUUUCUUUGUCAUAUCCAUGUGGACCCUUCUUUGGUAUUUUGUUUUGCGACCAGAAAACAGCAGUGUGGUGUUCUUUGCAGCACUGUUUCGGAUUGCCAAUGUUGAAUUCAUUCCCGAAUACAGGCAAAAAGAAUCUAGAGAAUUUGCAUCCAUGUCACAAAACAUUGAAGUUGUGGUAAAUAAUGUUUACAGAAAAUCUGCUGUCUCCAAGAUGUACAAGCAUUCAGUUCUCUCUGAUUUAAGCAGUAACAACAAUGGUGGAAUUCUAGUUUAUAUAUGGAUGAUUUUUGUGAUCCCAAAAGCAAAGAAACAAUAUGCAUGUGAGGACUGCGUGGGGGUCAUUUUAAAGGAUUCCAUUCAGAUGAGUCUUGUUAAUCGGACUUCAGUUGGUUAUCUUUAUGACCUCCCAGUAGACUUUGACUCCAUUGUUGUUAAUGUUGCAACAAAAUCAGAUUACAUCGGUACCAGAUCAGAGUUCAAAUGUUCAAAUGACUGGUAUGCAGAACAACAAGGUGUAAAUAUUUAUCUGUCUGCAACUGCAAGCUCAGGAAAAACAAAUUGCCAUAUCAAACUGUUUGCUCUACCAGGCUUCCUGAUUCACCUCUCCAUCGAAUCCAUUGACAUUGAGGCAAAUGACUGUGUUGAAGAUGCCUUAAUUGUCUACGACUCUCUAAUGCCAAUUAGAAGCAAAGUUUUGUAUAAGAUCUGUGAACCCUUUAAUUCUUCUACAAUGUCCUUUGUUUCAACUGGAAAUGUGAUGUACCUAUCCUUCAAAUCAACUCUCGGGAAGGAAGGAUUUACUGGGAAUUUUGCAGCAAUUCCACAAGAGCGAUGCGGCAACAUCUUAGCAACUCAGAAUGCAUUGGACUAUGAAGGAUAUAUUAAAAGCCCAUAUUUUCCAAGCUUUUAUCCUCCAAAAUGUAACUGCACUUGGGGUUUUCAGACUCCCCGAACAAACUUGGGUAUUGCUCUUAAGUUCUACAACUAUGAGCUAAAAGAAAAGAGUUUAAGGGGCUGUGACCAUGGAUGGUGGAAAAUCAAUGAAAAAAUAUACUGUGGAAGUUAUGUAGAUUACCAGACAAUAUUUUACAUUGCAAGCUCAAAGAAUGAAAUUGAAUUUCAAUGCAGUUCAAAGCUGUCUGAUCCCCCAUUCAAGGCACAGUAUGCAAGUUACAACAUAAAUAAACCUUGUCCAGGUGAUCAUUUUUUAUGCUCAACGGGAUUAUGUAUUGAAAUCUCUCAGCACUGCAAUGGUGUAGAUGACUGUAAUGAUGAGAGUGAUGAAGUUUUUUGCUCAACACCUUUAAAAGUAUGCAACUCUUCAAAUUAUCAGCAUCCCUAUUUUGCAUGCAAUGGAAUAAGGGAUUGUGAAGAUGGUGCAGAUGAAACGAACUGUACUAUGGUUGUGCCUUGUACAAAUAUCACUUACAAAUGCAAAAACAAUAUGUGUAUACGAAAGAGAAAUGCAAAAUGUGAUGGGGUUUCUGACUGCCUUGACAAUAGUGAUGAAAGUAAUUGUGGCUGUGGCAGUAAAUCACAAGGGAAGAGCCGAAUUGUUGGUGGUGCCAAUGCAGACGAUGCAGAGUGGCCCUGGCAGGUCAGCCUUCAUUUUUCAGGAACUCUAUACUGUGGAGCAUCAGUCAUCAGUAAAGAAUGGCUUCUGUCUGCAGCCCACUGCUUUGGCACUGAAAAGUUGUCUGAUCCUCGGCCUUGGCUAGCAUAUCUUGGAAUGCGAGUUCAAGGAAAUCCAAAAUUUUUUUCAGAAAUACGCAGGAUUGUUGUUCAUGAAUACUACAAUUCGAGAAGCUUUGACUAUGAUAUUGCACUGCUACAGUUGAAAAACACUUGGCCUAAGUCUCUCAAUUCAGUGAUACAGCCGAUUUGUAUCCCAUCUAUUAUUCAAUCAGUGCAGUCUGGGGACAAGUGCUGGGUGACAGGCUGGGGAAAGAAGUCAGAAGGAGAUAGUGAAAGCCCAUCAAUACUACAAGAAGCUGAAGUGGAAAUUGUUAGCCAGACAGUAUGUCGAAUGAGGUAUGGUCCUCUAUCCUCACGUAUGAUUUGUGCUGGAGUGGCUUCAGGAAAAAAAGAUGCAUGUCGGGGUGACUCUGGAGGUCCACUAUCAUGUCCAGAGAAAAAUGGUGGAAAGUGGUUUUUAAUAGGCAUUGUUAGUUGGGGUGUAGGUUGUGGAAGACCUAAUCUUCCUGGUGUGUAUACAAGAGUAUCAAAAUUUGCUUCCUGGAUUCAAAAUUAUGUCGUCUAA